AUGAUGGCGGGUCUCCUGUGGAGGGCGAAGACGGUGGGGCGACUUCCGUCUCUAGCUGUGGCGGUGCGGCAGCGCUCGAGCAAGUCGGGGGUGGGGGAAUUGGUGGAGGUGGACACGGCGGAGUACGACGUCGCGCUGAAGCACUUCGACGACUUAAUCCACCGCAUCCUGGUGAAGAAGGCCACCCCGGACUGGCUCCCCUUCGUGCCUGGCUCCUCCUUCUGGGUCCCGCCGCGACCCUCGCCCUCCAACGUCGUCGACCUCGUCCACAAACUCACACGCGAAGACGAACGCCCCCACGAUUCCCCUCUCCUGUCCACCAUCCGCGGUUGGCCCUCCUCAAAUUUCUACAUCAAUGAGAAUGAAUCUACUGAUGAUGAGGAGGAUACUGAUGUGGAAAUAAACAAUCCAGAUGGGAGGGAGGGAACUGUGAAAGUGAAGGUUUUGACAUUUUCAGAAAAUGUAGCUUUCUCAGAAGAUGAAGAGAGUUGA
This is a messenger RNA of Sphenostylis stenocarpa, 492 nucleotides long. The record is from the annotation of a GenBank genome assembly. Lineage: Eukaryota; Viridiplantae; Streptophyta; Magnoliopsida; Fabales; Fabaceae.